Messenger RNA from Chrysochloris asiatica (Cape golden mole), 4530 nucleotides. It is a transcript of the gene A2M, whose product is annotated as alpha-2-macroglobulin. The transcript is spliced from 35 exons. Gene Ontology annotation, cellular component: extracellular region. NCBI's taxonomy places the organism in Eukaryota, Metazoa, Chordata, Mammalia, Afrosoricida, Chrysochloridae. The record is from RefSeq and is a predicted model, not a curated record. Gene Ontology annotation, molecular function: endopeptidase inhibitor activity. Bases 7 to 4530 code for a protein of 1507 amino acids.
UACAAAAUGAUCCGGACUCCUUGGGUCCCUUCUCCCUACAGCAUGGCGAAGAACAAACUUCUUAAUCCAAGUCUAACUUUCCUCCUCCUGGUCCUGGUGCGCAUAGCCACUGGAAACCCGCAAUAUAUGGUGCUGGUCCCCUCGCUGCUCCAUACUGAGACCCCCGAGAAGGGCUGCCUCCUUCUGACUCACCUGAAUGAGACAGUGACUGUAAAGGCUUCCUUGGAAUCCAUCAGGGGAAACAGGAGCCUCUUCACUGACCUUACAGUGGAGAAGGACUUAUUCCAUUGCAUCUCCUUCACAAUCCCAAGAUCUUCAGCCAGUGAAGAGGUAGUGUUCCUGUCUGUCGAAGUGAAAGGACCAACCCAAGAGUUCAAGAAGAAAACCACAGUGUUGGUUAAAAAUGAAGAGAGUCUGGUUUUUGUCCAGACAGACAAACCUAUCUACAAACCGGGGCAGACAGUGAAGUUUCGUGUGGUCUCACUGGAUGAUAAUUUUCACCCCCUGAAUGAGUUGAUUCCACUAGUCUAUCUUCAGGACCCCAAAGACAAUCGCAUCACACAAUGGCAGAAUAUCAAAUUAGUUACUGGGCUCACGCAGUUGUCCUUCCCCCUCUCGUCAGAGCCCUUCCAGGGCUCCUACAAAGUGGUGGUACAGAAGGAAUCAGGCAGCAGGAUAGAGCAUCCCUUCACUGUGGAGGAAUUCGUGCUUCCCAAGUUUGAAGUACAAGUAACAAUGCCAAAGAUAAUCACUAUCUUGGAAAAAGAGAUUAAUGUGUCAGUGUGUGGCAUAUAUACCUAUGGGAAACCUGUUCCAGGACAUGUAACUCUGAAGGUAUGCAGAAAUUAUGCUAGGCCUUCUGACUGCUAUGGUGAGGAGUCGCAGGCACUGUGUGAGAAAUUCAGUCAGCAGCUAGACAGUCAUGGCUGCUUCUCUCAGCAACUAAAGACCAAGAUCUUUCAGCUGAAGAGGCAAGAGUAUGAAAUGACACUUAGAGGAGAGGCCAAAAUCCAAGAAGAAGGAACAGAGCUGGAAUUAACUGGAACUGGGUUCAGUGAUAUUACAAAAAUCAUAACCAAACUCUCAUUUGUGAAAGUGGAUUCAAAUUUCAGACAAGGGAUCCCCUUUUUUGGACAGGUGCUCCUAAUGGAUGGCAAAGGUGUCCCCAUGCCAAAUAAACUAGUCUUCAUCCAGUCAAAUGAAGCUAACUAUCACUCCAAUGCCACUACCGAUGAGCACGGCCUGGUGCAGUUCUCCAUCAACACGACCAGCGUUACGGGUACCACUCUAACUGUCAGAGUCAAACACAAGGAUCAUAGCAGAUCCUGUUAUGGCUACCAAUGGCUGUUUGAAGAAAACCUAGAAGCAUACCACACCAUUUAUCGUGUAUUCUCCCCAAGCAACAGCUAUGUCCACCUUGAGCCCAUAGUUCAUUCACUGCCCUGUGGUCAAACUCAGAUGUUCCAGACACAUUAUAUUAUGAAUGGACAGAUCCUGAAGGAUUUCAAGGAACUCGUCUUCUAUUACCUGAUUAUGGCAAAGGGAGGCAUUGUCCGAACUGGAACUCAUGUACUGCCUAUAGAGAAUGGAGACAUGACAGGUCAUUUUUCUGUGUCAAUCCCUGUGGAGGCAGACAUUGCUCCCACCGCUCGGUUCCUCAUCUACACUGUUUUACCUGAUGGAGAAGUGGUUGGGGAUUCUGCAACAUAUGAGGUUGAAAACUGUCUAGCCAACAAGGUGGAUUUGAGUUUCAGCCCAGCACAAAGUCUUCCUGCCUCAAACACCCACCUGCGAGUCAAAGCUUCUCCUCAGUCCCUCUGUGCCCUCCGUGCAGUGGAUCGAAGUGUGUUACUCCUGAAACCAGAGGCUGAACUCUCCCCAUCCUCGGUUUAUAACCUGCUCCCAGUAAAGGACCUCACUGGCUUCCCACAGAGUUUGAAUCAGGAGGAAGAUGAUGGGGACUGUGUCAAUCAUCACGUCUUCCUUCAUGGAAUCAUGUACAGCCCAGUACCAAACACAAAUGAAAAAGAUAUGUAUAGCUUCCUACAGGAUAUGGGUUUAAAGGCAUUCACCAACACAAAGAUUCGUAAACCCAGAAUAUGCCCACAGCCUGAACAGUAUACAAUGUUAGCUGCUCCAGGAGUUGCCUACGGACUGCGAAGAGCCCAAAACUUGAUGGAGGUCGAAUAUGAUACAGACGCUUCAGAGUCGUACACAGAGACAGUGCGAAAAUAUUUCCCUGAGACAUGGAUCUGGGACUUAGUUGUGUUAAGCUCAUCGGGUGUGGCUGAAGUAGAAGUAACAGUUCCUGAUACCAUUACUGAGUGGAAGGCUGGAGCCCUCUGCUUGUCCAAUGACACUGGACUUGGUCUCUCUCUUCCUGCUACUCUGCAAGCCUUCCAGCCGCUCUUUGUGGAGCUCACAAUGCCCUACUCUGUGGUCCGUGGUGAGGCCUUCACACUCAAAGCCACUGUCUUAAACUACCUGCCCAACUGCAUCCGGGUCCAUGUGCAGUUGGAAGCCUCUCCUGAAUUCCUAGCUAUUCCCGUGAAGCAGGAACAAGCAUCUCACUGCAUCUGUGGAAAUGAACGGCAAACUGUGUCUUGGGCAAUAACCCCCAAGUCAUUAGGAAAUGUGAAUUUCACUGUGAGUGCAGAGGCACUGGAGUCUCAAGAACUGUGUGGGACUGAGAAGACUGUGGUUCCUAAACAGGGAAAGAAAGACACAAUCAUCAAGCCUCUAUUGGUUGAACCUGAAGGAAUAGAGAAGGAAGCCACGUUCAACUCCCUGCUCUGUCCAUCAGGUGCUGAGGUGUCUGAAAUAUUAUCCCUGAAAGUGCCACCAAAUGUAGUGAAAGAGUCUGCCCGAGCCUCUGUGUCAGUGUUGGGAGACAUAUUAAGUUCUGCCAUGCAUAACACACAAAAUCUCCUCCAGUUGCCUUAUGGCUGUGGAGAACAGAACAUGGUCCUCUUUGCUCCUAACAUUUAUGUUAUGGAUUAUCUGAAUGAAACACAGCAGCUGACUCCAGAGAUCAAGUCUAAGGCAGUCGGCUACCUCAUUGCUGGUUACCAGAGACAGCUGAGCUACAAGCACCAUGAUGGUUCCUAUAGUACCUUUGGAGAGCAAUACGGCAGGAAUGAGGGAAAUACAUGGCUCACAGCCUUUGUAUUGAAGACUUUCGCCCAGGCUCGACACUACAUCUAUGUGGAUGAACAACAUAUUACCCAAGCCCUCACCUGGCUCUCCCAGAAGCAAAAGGACAAUGGCUGCUUUAGGAGCUCUGGGUCACUGCUCAACAAUGCCAUUAAGGGUGGAGUUGAUGAUGAAGUGACCCUUUCUGCCUAUGUCACCAUUGCCCUUCUGGAGAUCCCUCUGCCAGUCACUCACCCUGUUGUCCGCAAUGCUCUGUUCUGCCUGGAAUCAGCCUGGAAGUCAGCCCAGGAUGGCGCCCAUGGUAGCUAUGUCUACACCAAGGCACUGUUGGCCUAUGCUUUCACCUUGGCGGGUAACCAGGACAAAAGGAAAGAGGUACUCAAGUCACUUGACGAGGAAACUGUGAAGGAAGAGAAUUCCAUCCACUGGGCAAGACCUCAGAAACCCAAGGCACCAAUGGAGCACUUUUACCAACCCCAGGCUCCCUCUGCUGAGGUGGAGAUGACGUCCUAUGUGCUCCUUGCUCACGUCACCACCCAGCCUGCCCCAACUUCGGAGGAGCUGGCUGCUGCAUCACGCGUCGUGAAAUGGAUUACCAAGCAACAGAAUUCCCAUGGGGGCUUCUCCUCCACCCAGGACACAGUGGUGGCUCUGCACGCCCUGUCCAAAUACGGAGCAGCCACUUUCUCCAGAACUGACAAAGCUGCACAGGUGACCAUUCAGGGUUCGCAGACCUUUUCCAACACUUUCCAAGUGGACAACAACAACCGGCUGUUGCUACAGCAGGUCUCAUUGCCAGAGGUGCCUGGGGAGUACAGCACCAAAGUAACAGGAGACAGAUGUGUUUAUGUCCAGACAUCCUUGAAAUACAAUGUUCUCCCAGAGAAGGAAGUGUCCCCAUUUGCUCUGAAGGUACAGACUUCGCCCCAAACGUGUGAUGGAAACAAGGCUCACACCAGCUUCCAGAUCACAGUGAAUGUCAGUUACACUGGAAGCCGCCCUGUCUCCAACAUGGUGAUUGCUGAUGUGAAGAUGGUGUCUGGUUUCAUUCCAAUGAAACCAUCAGUGAAAAUGCUUGAAAGAUCUAGCCAUGUGAGCCGGACAGAAGUCAGCAACAACCAUGUCUUGAUUUACCUGGAUAAGGUGACAAAUCAGACAGUGAGUUUGCCCUUCAUGGUCAUGCAGGACAUUCCUGUAAAAGAUCUAAAACCAGCUAUAGUGAAAGUUUAUGAUUACUAUGAAACAGAUGAGUUUGCAAUUGCUGAGUAUGAUGCUCCCUGCAGCAAAGGUAAACAAUUAGCACUCCUUGUAAAUGCAGUCAGUAUCUCUUUGGCUCGGUCCCAAAUCUCCAACUCCAUAGACUCAGCCCUGUCAUGA